This is a messenger RNA of Aedes albopictus (Asian tiger mosquito), 659 nucleotides long. RefSeq lists its product as uncharacterized. The record is from RefSeq and is a predicted model, not a curated record. Lineage: Eukaryota; Metazoa; Arthropoda; Insecta; Diptera; Culicidae. The coding region runs from base 58 to 474 and encodes 138 amino acids. The transcript has 2 exons.
GCACUACAAUUUGUCUUGAGCCGGCAAGCCACCGGCCCAUCAAUUCCGUUUUCAGUUAUGUUUGGAUGCUGGACGGAUUCAAUCGAACGAUCAUCUGAAGCACAAGAGAGAAGCAUGUUCUACUUGCAUCCCGCCCUGAUAUGGGCUAUCGCGUUGUGCUGCUUGUGCGCACUGCUUUACUUCUGCACAUUUGCGUUCUACUUAAAGGGCGUUAAGGGAUCCAUCAAGCAAAUGAUCAGCUUGGUUCCGAUGGCAGAUCUGAGUCCAAAAUUGCACUCGACGGCGGUCAGUGUUUUUGUUAUCGAUGUGGAAUCAGGGCGCAAUCAGGAGCGCCACGUGUACAACAAGAGCGCAACUUUGAAUUUGGAUGCUUUGGCGAAAGAAGGUUUCAUGUCUCUUGGCGAAACCGAUGCUGAUUUACUGGAAAAGACUGAUAGUUUAACUAAUUUGUUGGUGUGUGAUGGAAAGAAUUAGAAUUUCCGCGAUCAAUAAAACGCUAGAAGAAAGCUCUGAGUAAUGAAUAUCAUUCUAAUUAUAUUGGGGAGAAUUAGGUCGUGUUUACAAACUUGGUUGACGUUUUCUAAAAAAAAGCAAAACUGUGCUUCUUUGUGGAUCACCGUUCCCCCUGGAUCUUGGUCUGCCCAUCUUCAACUUUGCGU